Molecule: messenger RNA, 806 nt
Organism: Atta colombica
Lineage: Eukaryota; Metazoa; Arthropoda; Insecta; Hymenoptera; Formicidae
Gene: A4
Exons: 2
Coding region: 60-644 (194 amino acids)
Biological process (GO): lipid transport
Cellular component (GO): extracellular region
Molecular function (GO): lipid binding
Source: RefSeq, a predicted model, not a curated record
UCUUCCAUCCUACGCAUCAGUUGUUUCCUAAUCGACCACGAAGAAAAUACCAGCGGGAAAUGAGGUACUUACUUUCGAUUAUCUUAGCCGUCCUCUUGGUCACAACAGAGGGCAAGGUUGUACCAACUAGUGAUGUCGAGAAUCAGCAGACUGAUACGCAACCUCCUCAAUUGUCCGACCACAUCAGAGAAGCCCAAAAUCUCAUCAACAAUUUGGGCGCUCAACUUCAACAGCAGCUAAAUCAAAAGGAUCUCAAUACAGCUAUUAAGGAAGGAACUACUAACUUAGUCAGCAAUGUCCAGAUGUUCUUCAAGAACAUGUCUGAUGAGAUCAAGGCCAAGAGUCCUGAGUUGGAGAGCGUUUGGACAAAUAUGAAGAACAAGCUGUCUGAAACGUUCAACAAUUUAAAUGUCAAUCCUGAGACAACGGAGCAGAUAAAUCAGCUGAGUACCAAGUUCCAAGAGGGUGUUCAGACUCUUGUGUCAGAAUCAGAGAACGCCGCUAAGACCAUCAGCGAAAAUUCCAGCAAGGUUCAAGAAGGUAUCGCCAAAUUUACCAAACAAGCAAUUGACAUCGCCGUGCAGGCUUCGCAAAACCUGAGUAAUCAGUUGCAGCAGGCCACGACACCACAACCAGAAAAUUAAGAAUAUCAAAUUAUUCCUGUAAAUUACUAAUGUGCAUAACAUCUUGGAUAAAUUCGCGAGAGUCAAUUUCGCCAAGUCAGUUGAAUCUGCGUAAUUUCGUAUCGUAUUAUAAACAUACUUGAUAGCUGAUAAAUAAUUAAUAAAAGUACUUGAUCAUUGUCA